Pyricularia oryzae 70-15 is the source of this 258-nucleotide messenger RNA. RefSeq lists its product as uncharacterized. NCBI's taxonomy places the organism in Eukaryota, Fungi, Ascomycota, Sordariomycetes, Magnaporthales, Pyriculariaceae. The coding region runs from base 1 to 258 and encodes 85 amino acids. The record is from RefSeq and is a predicted model, not a curated record. The transcript has 5 exons.
AUGCCAAGUGCACCAACUGUGGAGGCUGACUCUGGGAUCUCGUUGCGCGAAGAUCUUGGUUUCGAGGAAGCCCCAGGCGUAUAUCUAGAAGUUCCAAACCGGUCAUUCUCUGUAUCUUUGCGUUGGAAGGGCUCCUUUUAUCCAGAAGUACUUCGUAGAAGUAUGCAAAUAUUUGGCUCGGGUAAACUGUACGCCGGCCUCCUGAUACAAUGCGAGAAUGACGUGGGGAUGGCAAGUCCACAGCACUCUAAGUUUUAA